CGGGAGAAAUGCGCGAUUGCACAUGCGCGAGAGAGGAAAGUAUCUUAUUAUCUUGGCACUCAGUAAGAUAGAUAAAGCUCUAUCUAUAUGUAAUAUAUCUAUGCUAUGAUCUACUGGAUCCGUCAUCCGUCAUCCAUCGUCCGUACAUUACUAUUACUCCGCGAGUUGGUGUGGUCGAAAGGAAAAACCAUACAUACAUUUUCAGUCUUGAAAUUGCUUGGAUAAAUAAUGGCAAAUGCAGAAUCGCUUGCAGAAGUAACUGACGUAACUGACGUUCUUCGACAAUGGGAAGAAGAGCAUAAUUCACCAAUGUAUGACCCUAUUCCUGUUCUUCAGAGAUUAGCAGAUAUAAUAGAACUUGAGACAGAGAAUUAUAUGAAGAUGGAUCCAGAUCCGUUUGAUGAAAGGCAUCCCUCGCGCACUGAUCCAGAAUGUAAUUUUGGACAUAUAUUAAAAGUUUUAUUCAGAAAGGAUAACUUUAUGACGCAGUUAAUAAAUGACUAUUUGAGGGACACAUACUGGUCUCGUGCAGGGAUAACUGGAAGAGAUGUUAGAAAGCUGAAUAUCGCCGCUUGCCGUUUGAUGCUAGACAUACUUCCAGGAUUAGAAACAUCAGCUGUAUUUCAACCAGAUAUGGAGGGCCUUAUACACAGAUUAUUCUCUUGGUCGGAGAAAAGUGUCGAACCGUUACAGAGCUACUCAACUGGUCUUUUGGCAGCUGCCAUGGAAGUGCAAGACAUUGCUACAGGAUUUAGAGAUCAGAACGCUAAGAUGGUACCAUUGAUGCUGCAACGGUUGCACAAGUUACAGCAGAAAGCGCAUGAAGAUCGCCAGCAGAAAGCGCACGAAGAUCAUCAGAAGAAUGCCAGACCGUUUGCUCAUUUCGGACAAGAUAGGAACAGCAUUGUCGAUCUCGAGGAUAAAGCCAUCCCUGGGAAACACAAAGCGCGAGAAAAGUGGCGGAAGAACGGAAUCGUAAAGAAGCAAGAGCUUUCUUCCGACGAGGAUGACUCCACGCACGAUGAUAUGCCAGUCAUAAAAAAGAAAAGAAGCAAUUCGGGUUGCGAAACGCCUGUGAAAAAUAGUGAUUUAUAUCCCGAGAUCAUGUCCCCGCCUCUGUCUGUUCCGAAAACUACGAACAAUUCUGUUAACUCGGGGGUGACACCAUCCAAACAGAGUGGUUUGCAAUUCACAAGGAUCGCAAACGUACCGGCGUCUGUCAGAUGCAAUUUGCAAAAAUUAUGUAAUUCGUUUCAGAAUUCCAGCACAUUGCUGGAAGGGAACUCGAAUUCAUCCUGGGCCGAAAUGGAAUCGUACGUCAUCGGUAAUGUUCAGAUGUAUCCUCCUACUCUAGCGACUCGACAGAUGUUGAUCCUACGCUACUUGACACCUAUGGGAGAAUAUCAGGAAUUCCUAGGUCAUGUAUUCGAACAUAGCGCUCUGGACUUGAUAUUGAAAUAUAUUAAUGUACGAGAGACCAAAGAUAGCAGACUUGCUUUCGAAGCUCUUAAAUAUCUCGCGUCCCUGCUGUGUCAUAAGAAGUUUUCGAUUGAGUUUCUCAACGUCGGCGGCUUACAACGGCUGUUAGACGUGCCGAGACCGAGUGUUGCAGCAACAGGUGUGUCUAUAUGUCUGUAUUAUCUUGCGUACUGCGAAGACGCUAUGGAACGAGUGUGUUUAUUGCCAAAACACAUAAUAUCCGAUCUUGUAACUUAUGCAUUGUGGUUACUGGAACGCAGUCACGAUUCCGGACGAUGUCAUGCGACUAUGUUCUUUGGUUUUUCUUUUCCAUUCAAAGUCAUAUUGGAAGAGUUUGAUGCACAGGAUGGCUUGAGAAAAUUAUUUAAUGUGAUAUCUACAUUACCAAUCUUAAAUGUUGAAGAAGAAUCAACUAUAAAUGACGAUGAGGAAUGUGCAUCGAGGCAGAUUGUGCGACAUGUGGCUGUUGCUUUGAAAAGGUACAUGGAAGCGCAUUUGCACAUGAAAGCAGAACAAUUACAACGGGCAGAAAACGUUAGGGCUGAACGCGAUACAUGGCAGCCUUCGUUACCGCCUUAUAAGGCUUGCAAACUUAGCAGCGAAGAAGUUCAAGCAAAGGUAGAGCUUCUUCAAGAAUUAAUGUCAGUCAGAGCAGUAUGGCCGCCAGUGGAAGAACUUCAUCGUUUGGGUGGUAUUACAUUGCUUUUGCAAAUUAUAGCUUUUGCUCGUGAAUGGAAUUACAGCGGACGGGUACAUGCCACAUCUAGUGCAGAGACAGUUCGAUCGUGUUUGGACGUAAUCGCAAUUUGUUCUGUUGUGCCGAAAGUUAUGUUGCUGCUAUGCGAAAGAGUCGAUAUGCCGGACAUGUCAAUGACAAUGGCAAUUAAUCUCUUGCUAGCUGCAGCUGAAUGUGAAAUUAUUGCAGAUGCUGAUGUACAGAGAGCAGCGCUUAGAGCUGUAAUUAAUUGUGUAUGUGCUCCCAUAAACAGAGUCGGAGGAAAUGUAGCCAGAUAUUCCAUAACUGGGUCUGCUAAGAAAAAAGCAAACAUGCACAACAGUGAAGAACUAAUACAGAAAGUAUGGGAAAGCGUUAGGUCAAACAAUGGAAUAAUGGUAUUAUUGCAAUUAAUGAUGGUGAAAACGCCUAUCACCGAUGCCGACAGCAUAAGAGCGUUAGCGUGUCGUGCGUUAGCUGGAUUAGCACGUAGUGAAAAAGUUAGGCAGAUUAUUAGCAAGCUACCAAUGUUCACAAAUGGCCAAAUUCAGUCACUUAUGAAAGAUCCUAUUUUACAAGAGAAACGACAGGAACAUGUCACCUUUCAAAAAUAUGCUCUCGAAUUAAUGGAAAGAGUUUCUGGUAAAGCAAAACCAACAGGUGCAGAAUAUGAAAUUUCCUUAGUUAGUUUACACAGGGUAAGCUACUUUCAAUUUACCAAGAAAUUUCGAAUAAUCUUUUUAUUUAUUUAUUUAUUUAAAUGA
Messenger RNA from Formica exsecta, 2958 nucleotides. Its product is annotated as protein mahjong-like. NCBI's taxonomy places the organism in Eukaryota, Metazoa, Arthropoda, Insecta, Hymenoptera, Formicidae. The record is from RefSeq and is a predicted model, not a curated record. The coding region runs from base 229 to 2958 and encodes 909 amino acids. The transcript is spliced from 8 exons. Gene Ontology annotation, biological process: protein ubiquitination. Gene Ontology annotation, cellular component: Cul4-RING E3 ubiquitin ligase complex; nucleus.